This is a messenger RNA of Cavenderia fasciculata, 2055 nucleotides long. RefSeq lists its product as uncharacterized. Bases 1 to 2055 code for a protein of 684 amino acids. The record is from RefSeq and is a predicted model, not a curated record. The transcript is spliced from 2 exons. NCBI's taxonomy places the organism in Eukaryota, Evosea, Eumycetozoa, Acytosteliales, Cavenderiaceae.
AUGAAAAGAAAGUUUAAGAUAGAAGAUAUAGAUGAAUAUCAAACAAAGAGUAGUUUGAAUCAGUUGUAUAAAGCUGAUUUAAUAGAAAUAUGUAAAGUGUUAGAGAUUGAUACAAUCACUGAAAAGGAAACUAAAUCAUAUAUCAUCGAUCAAAUACUUAAUCAUUAUAAUCGUAAUAAUAGUAAUAAUAAUGAUAAUGAUAAUAGUAGUAAUAAUAAUGAUAAUAAUAAUCAAGAUACUGAACAACAACAACAACAACAAGAUAACAAAAGAAUAUAUACAGAAGAAGAGUUAUCAAGUCGUAGUAAACAAAAAGUGGCUGCUAUAUGUAAUGAUUUAAAGAUAGAGUAUAGAGAGAGUGAUACAAAGAAGAUGUUAAUACAAUAUAUAAUGGUAUAUCAAAAGACAGAGGUUACACCAUCAUCGUUGAGUGGUGGAUACUCGUUACCUUGGUCAAUCAUUGCGAGUAUUCUCACACAGGCUUGGAAUGAUGCAAAGUAUUGUACUUGUAUCUAUCCUAAAGAGUUAUUAGAACUACAGAGAGAGUUUAAUCAGAAGAUACAUCUAUCAAAUGAUACCUAUUCAGUAAAAGUUCUAGGUAUACAAUUCAACUCUAAAAUCGGUCAUUAUACAGAACAAGUUAAAGACAACAAUCAACGAUGCCCACAACAUGCAAUGCAUUAUAGAGAUGAUUCAUUGUAUCAUCCUUGGGCUCAUUUCAGCUUUGGACAAAGAGAAUUGCAUCCCAUCGAAAUACAGUGGAAGCAGUCGAUGUUGACCAUCUCCAAAAAGGUAUUCCAUCAUCUCUCGACUACGAUCUCUCGUACUUUUACUCUUCCACUAAAAGAUCAAGGUGCACCUCGAGCAGUAUUUGAAAAGUCAGUUUGGAGUCAUAUCAACAACCAGUACAAUGGAAUUAAAGUUGCAAAUAGAAUCUAUGUUCCACAUUCAAAUCAAGUGUAUCUUGAUGCACCACCAUGGUUUACAAAGACAAUUGAACACGUUACACUCUAUGAAUUAACAACUGUCAAGCCCAGUAAGCUAUCACAACUAGUCAAUCUCAAAUCAAUUGCACUCUUGGGACACCAAAAGCCUGAAUUAGGAACACUAAAGAAUCUCACCUCUAUCUCUAUUGACUCUCAAUUCUUUGUCAAUGCCAUUGAAGAUUUUGUCGAGUCAUUGGAUCGUCCAAUGACGAAGUUACUCCUUGGAACUCCAUCAGCCAUUUUAAAAGCAAAAGAUAUUGUACUAGAGUCGGUACAAGUUAUCAAACUGGAUGUCAAGACAUACAAGGAAUUAUUUCAAAACAAAACAUCAUCAAGAAAUCUACCCAAUCUAAGACAUGUACACAUUCAAUUUGAAAGAACUAUCAAAGACAUUACAGACAUUAUUCUACCAUACACAGUCACUACAUUGUCAAAUACAACAUCUUAUGCAUAUGGCAACGAGGAUAUAUUAUCGAGAUUUUUAGAAAAUAAUCCACAUAUUACAUCUCUAAGAAUGGCAUACAGCAGUUCUAACCUAACAACAUUUGGAACCAUUUGUGAUCAGCUCACACUAUCCAAUCUUUCAAGAAUAAUGAUUCAUUAUGAUAGUAGCUUGACAAAAAUCCAACAUCAACAACUCUUACAAUCAAAUCUAUACUUUAAUUCAUCAAAAAGUUCGAGUUUUGGACAAGACUAUAGAAAAUAUAUAUUUUAUAUAAAUGAUCAACAAAAUAAUCAAAUCAUUAAUAAUAAUAAUAAUAAUAAUAAUAAUAAUAAUAAUAAUAAUCUAUUACCAACACUACCAACUAAUAUUAUAUUUAAAAUCAUCAAAUUAUUAUGGAAUAGUAUGAAUAGAUGUAAUUGUGAUGAUUCAAUUGUUAGAUGUUACGAUUUAACAAACAAGAGAGAGUUGACUCUUACCAAACGAGACAUUAUACUUUUAAAAUCAAAUCAAGAUUUUGAAAGCAUUCAAUCAAAUUGUCCACUUCAUUGUUGGUUUGAUAGAUCUUCUCUAUACACCCCGCUCUUUCUUAAAAGAUACCCACAACAAAUUGAAAUGGCUCAAUGA